CCCAUUUACACGUUUACUAUUUCCCAUGUGCACGUGAAGUUACCAUAAAUCUCGAUCUCGAAAUACAGGAUCCCUUUUCCUCUGAACAAGAUAUAACCUAGAUGUUAUAAUUCUAAAAUAUAUUAGAGUUUUCUCUAAAUCAACGAGUGGUUUUAAGGAAAGAAAAGCAUUUGAAAAAUCUAGUGUAUAAUAUAUUAACCAAGAUUAGGUUGGAUACCAAGGGCUAACGUUAGCUUUAACACGGACAAUACGUGCGGGGUACAACUGAGUUGUUCAUGCCUCUGGUCAUAAUGAAUAGGCAAGGUUAUUGUGGGGAAAACGUGUCGCCCAGGAACAUUCCCACUGGAAUAUUAAGAAAUGGAAGGCAGACUAACAAUCUAUCAGAGGAAGAUGAGGAUGAUUUAAAGAUGGAGCUAGCAAAGACAGAGGAUGAGAUACAGACGUUACGGCAGGUGCUUGUUUCCAAAGAGAAGUAUGCAAUGGACAUCAAGAGACAGCUGGGUAUGGGUCCCUUCAGUGAGAUUAAACAGAACAUGUCAAAAGGCUGGCAGGAUGUUCAAACCUGCAACGUAUAUCUUACAGCCUCAGCUACUCUGGAGGACAUCAGCCAAUCUAAUAUGUAUAAGAGGACCCAGGAAAGUCUCUCUAAUGCAGGACAGAUGACCAGCGCUGCUGUGUCCACUGUGGGUGUGGCCAUCACAAGAAUGCUGGGAGAUAUAAGAUCUCUACCUUUGCCCAGCCCACAUCGCCCCAGCUCCUUGACCCACUCCAUCAGUGUGCCCGCAAUGAGUAUGAGACAUUCCAAUACCUUCAGGUCUUUUGAAGACAUGGUGGGAAGCAUGAAGACCAAGGUGUCCGGGAGUCGAGGGAAUGAGGGAGAGGUCUCUGGUUUUGGCAGAAGCCCAUCUCAGAACAGUGGUUCCUUCUAACAUAAUCCACCUAAUUUAACCACCCCUAAAAAGUAAUGUCAGUAUAACCCCUUAUAUUACUUUGUUGCCAUUGUCCAUAUCCCAUCUGACAUUAACAUUAUGUAAUGAGGCUGGUGCAUGAAGAAAGUACAGUUAAAAUCAAUAUGGAUUCAAUAUUUGUGUUGUUUUUGUUGUUGGAAAGGGGUGGGAGAGAUUAAAAAUGUAAUACUGUGAAUGACUGUAUCAAACUGCAAGGAAUGUGAUAGAGGAAUGUAGCUUCAAUUGUAGGAUCAUUUCUAAUAUGCAUCUGUUUAUAUUGUCCCAUUCUUUAAAGGAAAAUGUUACUGUUAUAUCCUGCUAUUCCAUUCUAAGAACAUGACCAUUACAAAGGUAGUCCUAUAGAAAAAUAUUUUUGUACUUUAAGAGUAUUUUCAAUUAAAAUGUGUUAUAUGUUGUCUGGUCUAAUGUCUAAUCAUUUUAGAUAAUAUACCUUGCAGUGAACAUGAAGAAAUGCUUCUGAUGGAUUUUUGUAUGUUUUACACUAACAGCUAUCAAUGUUUAGGAGUAGUGUGUAUUUCAAAUAUAUGCCCA
Messenger RNA from Esox lucius (northern pike), 1499 nucleotides. Its product is annotated as tumor protein D54-like. The coding region runs from base 276 to 929 and encodes 217 amino acids. The record is from RefSeq and is a predicted model, not a curated record. Lineage: Eukaryota; Metazoa; Chordata; Actinopteri; Esociformes; Esocidae. Gene Ontology annotation, cellular component: cytoplasm. The transcript is spliced from 9 exons.